Symbiodinium pilosum is the source of this 554-nucleotide messenger RNA. NCBI's taxonomy places the organism in Eukaryota, Dinophyceae, Suessiales, Symbiodiniaceae. The record is from the annotation of a GenBank genome assembly.
GAAGAAUUUCUUCGAGAAGGGUGACACAGUCUUCGUGGCCGGUGCUUUUGCCACGUACCUGCACGUGACAGCAACAGGCACCUAUGACUAUGCAGAUCGAUUGGGCAAGACCGCAUCCUUGAAGGGGACGUACUGGUUUGGUGAGCUCAGCUUGUUCGCAGAGUGGAGCAUCCAUCAGAGCACUCUGACCGCAACUUCCUUUGCCGAAACCUUCGUUUUGAAGGGGGAAGACGUUGUCGAAUGCAUCAAAAGCUCAAGGGGCUGCACAUCAAUGUUCUGCGAGUAUGCGAAAGAUUUUGUUGCGGCGAUGCAGAAGACGUCUUCGAAGCAUGACGAUGAGGACCAAGUUCAACAAGGAGAAGUGUGCUGCAAGCAGAACCAGCAUUUUCGAGCAAUGUACCCGGAUCUCAAGAAGAAAUUCGAGAACAUCAUCGUAUACGGAGAAGAUGCUGAUGCCGUGAUACAGGCGGACAGCCAUACGGAGACGGAUAGCGAGGUUGUCACGAGGAAAUCGUCCUUAGCCUCAAAGACUCUCUGCCGACUAAACUCUGACU